AAACAGUCCAAACCCCAAGAGCCCAGGAAAAGGGGCAAGGGUGACUCAGAGCGCUGCACCUCCGCUCCCCCCGGGGAAAAUGCCUGGAGCCUUGUCUCUGGUGUACAGGCCUCCGCUUGAUUCCUUUUCCUUUUCUUUUCAACAGGGCCUUGCAGGUAAGUCUUAGGAACGCUUGGAGUUCACUGCCCUGGGAUCUCUUCCCAUGGCUUUAACUACCAGGGUUUUAUCCAGGUUGGACUGUGGUUUAUUCAUUGUUCAGCACACAUUUAUUGAGGAGCUGCUAUGUGCCGGGCUCUGUGCUCUCGCAGUAGGUGGGGUGGAGGGUGACAGAUGAGGUAGUUUUUGAGUUUUUGAGUUUUUUGAGUGUUUGCUGUAGCCAGCACCGGGCUUGGUGCUGGGGAUCUGGUGGAACAAGCAGGUACACUGUGGACUCAGCUAGAGCAUCGGUGACCUGGGGUGACCUGGAAGGAGGUGGCCAUGGGGCAAGGAAGAGGAAGCCACAAGUGGUCCUGAGCUCUGCUGCAGGUGCCAUGGAGUUAACUCCGCUGCUGAGAGCUGAGCCCUCGGCAGGGAAGUUGUCCCCUCUCCCCGCCCUAGAACAAGGCCUCUCUGAGAAGCUCAUUGGCCUCAGUUUGCCCUGGGGACACCAUGGAGAGAGGGCUCCAGGGCCAGCAGACAGAGGGCAGAGCUCACCCUCCGGCCUCAGGAUGGAGCCACAUGUUUAUGGGCCUGCAGAUGUGAGGCAGGAAUCUGCCCAGGAAGAGACUAGAAACUAAAGGCAGGUGGGAGCCAGGCAGGCUGGACGCAGACACCCAGGCCACAUGCAAGGCCUGUUGUGACUCAGGUGGUCAUGGUGGCAGGGUCCUGGGGAGCAGAGGCGGGGCUGCUGCCUGCAGCAGACUGGCCAUUGCAUAGGGGAAGGGGAAGGUUCUCCAAGUCAGCUGCCAGAAAAAAAAGGAAACACACCUUUCCUGCAAGUAUUAAUUCAAAAAUAAUUCAUGACCUGAGAGAGGGCUGGUAAUCAUGGCAACAGAUGUCAACACUCGGCGGCCUGUGCUGCGCCUGGGCUCAGUUUACAGAUGUCAGGGGAUUCUGCAGUUACCGGUAUUUACUCAACUUUGGGUGUUUUUGGUGGUAGUUGGGGCCAAACAAAGCUGGGGGAUGAUAUGAGACACCUGGCCAGCGCAGGUGCCACGGCAACGGGCAGGCCUUCACCUGCCCUUUGCUGAUACCGUUUCAAUCCGGCCUGCUCUAUUUGUUCUCAGCCCAGAGCAAAGCAGAGGUGGGCGGGGGCAGGGCAGAGGGCCAGCCGGCCUGCGGCCAUCUCAGCAAGUCUAGGGGCAGGCGGCAUCUGGGCUCCCCAGAGAGAUGUGGGGACGGGUGGCAUGCUGGGAGGCGGCUGAUCUAGUGGAUAGGCCUUAGGGUCCCCUGCCUUGGAGUCCCUGCACCUCUCAGCGUGUGGGGCAGGGAGGGGGAGCCGGCCUGCCUUGUCACAUGUCUCCAUGCUAAGCUAGAGGGGAAGCCCAGGCUUUGGACAGCCUGGUGGCCUGGGACUUUCUGGGGGUGAGGUGGGGUGGUACAAGCCCUCCUCAUAGGAACGCCACCUUGGGGGAAGUACGUCUUUCCCAGACGCCAUCUGCUUUGUUGGCCGCAUUCCCUGUGCCCAGAACAGAGCCCCGCAUGCAGUGGAUGCCAUGAGCGCUGGCCAGUCGGGGGAGGCUCACGGCCCAGGGGGGCUGUGUCCACAGGCUGCAAGUACAACCAGGUGAACAGCCACUUCCACUGCAUCCGGGAGGGCUGCCAGUUCUCCUUCCUCCUCAAGCACCAGAUGACCUCCCACGCCCGGAAGCACAUGCGGAGGAUGCUGGGGAAGAACUUCGAUCGCGUGCCCCCCUCCCAGGGCCCCCCGAGCCUGAUGGACACUGAGACAGACGAGUACAUGGAUUACACCGGCUGCAGCCCGGGUGCCAUGUCCUCCGAGUCCUCCACCAUGGACCGAAGCUGCUCCAGCACCCCAGUGGGCAACGAGAGCACCGCAGCAGGCUGCCCGGCUCCUCCUCCUCCUCCUCUUCCUCCUCCUGCUGCUGCUGGUGAUGAGGCUGCCCGCGUGGCUCCGCAGCCCCCACUGACCCCAUCCUUCUCUCCGGCCAUGCUCCGGGCGCCCCUCCCCUCCCUCCCAUGUCUCUUUUCUCCACCCUGUCUCUCAUACUCUCUGCUCAGCGCCACUCUCGGAGCCGCCCGGGGCCUGGCCCACCCCGUCAACAGCCCGCCCAGCUUCCCGCCCAUCACUGCCACUCCAACUCCAGUAAAAAGUGACGUCCCCCUAGUUCAGGACGCCGCAGGGAACACCAUCUCCAUGCCGACAGCCUCGGGGGCCAAAAAGCGCUUCUGGAUUAUUGAGGACAUGUCGCCCUUCGGCAAGCGGCGCAAGACAGCCUCCUCUCGCAAGAUGCUGGACGAGGGCAUGAUGCUGGAGGGCUUUCGGCGCUUCGACCUCUACGAGGACUGCAAGGACGCGGCCUGCCAGUUCUCCCUCAAGGUCACCCACUACCACUGCACGCGCGAGAACUGCGGCUACAAGUUCUGUGGGCGCACGCACAUGUACAAGCACGCUCAGCACCACGACCGCGUGGACAACCUCGUGCUGGACGACUUCAAGCGCUUCAAGGCCUCGCUCAGCUGCCACUUCGCCGACUGCCCCUUCUCGGGCACCAGCACGCACUUCCACUGCCUGCGCUGCCGCUUCCGCUGCACCGACAGCACCAAGGUCACGGCGCACCGCAAGCACCACGGCAAGCAGGACGUGAUCAGCGCCGCGGGCUUUUGCCAGUUCAGCUCCAGCGCCGACUGCGCCGUGCCCGACUGCAAGUACAAGCUCAAGUGCUCGCACUUCCACUGCACCUACCCCGGCUGCCGCCACACGGUCGUGGGCAUGUCGCAGAUGGACUCGCACAAGCGCAAGCACGAGAAGCAGGAGCGCGGCGAGCCGCCCGCCGCCUCCCCCGGCGCCGAGGGCCCCGAACCUGCCUGGGCUGGGAACGGGAACAGUGCGUACCCGGAUCCGAUCUGGAUGCUGGCUCGGCUCCUCCCUGGGGCACGCAGGGGCAGAGCCAGAGGGGGCCAAUUCCUGGGUCUGUAG
Messenger RNA from Vicugna pacos (alpaca), 3139 nucleotides. The record is from RefSeq and is a predicted model, not a curated record. NCBI's taxonomy places the organism in Eukaryota, Metazoa, Chordata, Mammalia, Artiodactyla, Camelidae.